AGAAUGGCCAAUCACCCUGAGUUUGCGAAGGCAGGGAAGAAGCCUGGUCUCCAGGUGUGGAGGGUCGAAAAGAUGGAUUUGGUGGCUGUGCCUGAAAACCUCUAUGGGGGGUUCUACUCCGGAGACGCCUACCUCAUCCUCAAUACGAUCAAACAACGGUCAGGCAAUCUGCAGUAUGAUCUUCACUUCUGGCUAGGUGCCGAGUGCUCUCAGGAUGAGAGUGGUUCUGCUGCCAUCUUCACCAUCCAAAUGGACGACUUCCUCGGCGGAAAACCCAUUCAGUACCGCGAAGUCCAGGGCUACGAAUCCAAAACAUUUGUGGGCUACUUCAAAUCUGGACUCAAAUACAUGAAAGGAGGUGUGGCCUCGGGAUUCAGGCACACAGUAACCAACGACGUGGAUGUUCAGCGUUUGCUCCACGUGACAGGCAGGCGUGUCGUACGAGCCAGCGAAGUCCCUGUGAGCUGGGACAGCUUCAACCAGGGAGACUGCUUCAUCUUGGACUUGGGUGCAGACAUUUAUCAAUGGUGCGGCUCUAAGAGCAAUCGUUUUGAGAGGCUAAAGGCCACCAAUGUCUCCAGAGAUAUCCGGGACAACGAGCGAUGUGGGAGAGCGAAGCUGCACAUGUGUGAGGACGGCUCAGAGGAUGAGAAGAUCCUGGAGAUUUUAGGACCAAAGCCUGAUCUUCCAGAUGUGCACACAGAAGAUGUAAAAACUGAUGUGUCAAAUAGGAAGAUGGCCAAAUUAUAUAAGGUGUCUGAUGCAACUGGUGACAUGUCGGUAACAGUGGUGGCAGAAGAAAACCCCUUCUCGCAGAGUGCGUUGGAAUCCACGGAUGUUUAUAUUCUGGACCAUGGUUCCAACGGCAAAAUAUUUGUCUGGAAAGGAAAGGAUGCAAAUAAGGAGGAGAGGAGCGCUGGGAUGAAGGUGGCGGAGGAGUUCAUCCAUAAAAUGGGUUACCCCAAACACACUCAGGUCCAGAUCCUCCCAGAAAACGGCGAGACCCCUCUCUUCAAGCAGUUCUUCAAGGUCUGGCGUGACGUGGAUCAGACUGUUGGCAUGGGAACUGCAUACGUGUCCAAUAAAAUCGCCAAGAUCGAGAAAGUUCCCUUUGAUGCUUCAACUCUGCACCAAUCAGAGGCCAUGGCAGCUCAACAUGGCAUGCUUGAUCAGGGCAAUGGGGAGAAGCAGAUUUGCCGCAUAGAAGGAUCGGACAUGGUUUCCGUAGACCCUUCCAUGCACGGUCAGUUCUACGGAGGAGACAGCUACAUCAUCCUGUACACCUACCAGCACGGAGGUCGACAGGGUCAAAUCAUCUAUAUAUGGCAAGGAGAUGACUCCAGCCAGGAUGAAGUUGGAGCUUCUGCCAUAUUGGCAGCCAAGUUGGAUGAGGACGUUGGUGGAGGAGCAGUGCAGGUGCGUGUUGUCCAAGGUAAAGAGCCCCCCCACCUCAUGAGUCUUUUUGGAGGUCAGCCAAUGGUAGUGCACAAGGGCGGGACUUCCAGAGAUGGUGGGCAGACCGAAGCUGCGGAGACACGCCUCUUCCAAGUGCGCGCCAACACAGCAGGUUUCACACGAGCUGUUGAGGUUGAUGCUGUGGCCUCAAACCUGAACUCCAACGAUGCGUUUGUCCUGAUGAAGCCAUCCGGCUCUGUGCUGUGGGUGGGUCAUGGCACCAGCGACCCUGAGAAGCAAGGAGCCCAACAGCUCAGCAACCUUUUGGGCAUAGAGGUCACAGAGGUCACUGAGGGAGAUGAGGGAGAUGACUUCUGGGAUGCUCUGGGAGGAAAGAGCGAUUAUCGUACUUCACCCAGGCUGAAGAACAAAAUGGACGCCCAUCCUCCGAGGCUCUUUGCCUGUUCCAACAAAACAGGGCAGUUCCUGAUCGAGGAGGUGCCCGGUGAAGUGACCCAGGACGACCUGGCUCCUGAUGAUGUCAUGAUUCUGGAUACCUGGGAUCAGGUCAUGGUCUGGAUUGGAAAUGAGGCCAAUGAGGAGGAAAAGACUGAGGUUAUGACUUCAGCUGUCCGUUACAUUGAAACCGAUCCAGCCAACCGAGAUCCAAAGACGCCAAUCGUAACUGUGAAACAAGGCUUUGAACCCCCUACGUUUACCGGAUGGUUCCUGGGAUGGGACCACGAAUACUGGAACAGCGACCCGCUGCAGCGAAUAAUGUCUCAACUGGAGCUGUGA
Molecule: messenger RNA, 2193 nt
Organism: Chanos chanos (milkfish)
Lineage: Eukaryota; Metazoa; Chordata; Actinopteri; Gonorynchiformes; Chanidae
Gene: gsnb
Product: gelsolin b
Exons: 15
Coding region: 4-2193 (729 amino acids)
Biological process (GO): actin polymerization or depolymerization; cell projection assembly; barbed-end actin filament capping
Cellular component (GO): actin cytoskeleton; cytoplasm
Molecular function (GO): actin filament binding; phosphatidylinositol-4,5-bisphosphate binding
Source: RefSeq, a predicted model, not a curated record